AUGAAGAACAAGAAAAAACCUCAGGAAAAGAACUGGGAAGACCUUCCAAAAAGCCGAGUUAUUAAAGUUCUGGAAAAAUCUGUUUAUCAACCAAGCUCUGCUCAAAAUGAUUAUAUUCUUCUAAAUUCGUUAGAACGUAAAUUUCGGCCAGAUUAUGAAGAACUGUUAGGACAAAAAGCAAUUCUCUUUCAUAAAAACGCUUCUAAAAACGCUCUCUCAUUAUACUUGGAAACAGAACCUCAGAAUCAGUCACCAUGGAAAGGGACGCGAAUGUACAUUCCCGGUACAUUUGUCGAGGAUAUGUCUCUCGAAUUGGAAGCAGAAAGUCGUUUUUUAUGGCUUUUAAGUAGACUGUGCAAAGAUACAAAAUCGCUCACUUCUGCGGGAAUAUUCCUUUUAUAUGAAUGCUACCCUCCAGACAAUAUGCGCGUCAACUUCUACCUUCAAAGUAAUAAAAUUUUCAAUUCAAUUCUUGACUAUCUACCGAAAAUGGCAUCAAUUUUCAAACAAAAAAUACAAAUCAUUCUCAAAACAAUCAUCCAGUGUGAUCAAAUCACUGCUGAAGCUGAUUUGCUCAAUGAGGAGACGUCUGAUUCCAGUAAACAACGGCGUCAGGAAGAUUUGAAUUUUGAACGAUUCUUCGAUUUGAGUAAAGUUUACAAAAAGAAAUACUCAGGAAUUAUUCCGAAUCAUAAAAUCGACGUGGACAGUCUCAAUUUCAAUCUGAUGCCAUAUCAAACAGAAACAGUACGAUGGAUGAUGCAUCGAGAAGCAGAAGGAACAGUUGAUGAGAAUCUCUCCUGGAUGUUCAAAUGUGAACAGCUGCCCAAUAACCCAUCAUUUUUCUAUUACCCAUGUAUAGGAGCGAUAACUAGAAACCAAUUAAGUCAAGACGAGUAUUGUGAUCUAGCCAAACGUUACACUUUGAAAGGAGGAAUUCUCUCUGAUGAAAUGGGACUUGGGAAAACUGUUCAAGUGCUUUCACUGAUUUCUUCACACAGAAGAGGAGAUACGUUGGAUACAGAAAAUAAUACAAAGAAAAAAACUAAAUCUACUCUUUCCGAUUAUAAAAUUGCGGACCAAGUUCGUAUCGCGGAGUCCAGUUUCGCAGAAAUGAACAGUGCGAAGAACAACUCAACCUUGAUCACAUAUAAUGCCAGCGAUUACAAAGAAGGAGAAACAAUAGCUUGUUCAGGAUGUGCUGAGAACUGCUCUGUAUCUAUCUGUGGAUGGGAUUUCGAAAAGUUCAAAGAUGAAGAGUUUUAUUGUCCAGACUGUAGAAAUUAUAUGCCACGAAAACCAGUGAAAACCACAUUAGUCAUAGUUCCGGAAAGUUUGAUUUUCCAAUGGUUCACAGAAAUCGCGAAGCAUUGUUCUGAUAACUUCAGAGUCAUGUUCUACUUCGGUGUAAAGAAACAUGGAUAUCUUCAAGCAUUAGAAAUUGAAAAUUACGAUGUGAUUUUGACAACUUAUGACACCCUUCGAAAAGAAUUGAUAUUUACGAAAGAUAAAGAACAAAGACGAAGUCUUCGAAAUGGUUUCAAACCACUUCAUCUCACAUCUUCCUUCAUGCAUGUCAGUUUCUGGAGGGUUAUUGUCGACGAAUCUCAAGUUAUGCCGCAAAGUAUUAAUUCUAAUUUACUGCAAAUGAUUCUAAAAAUCGAAGGUGACAAUUGGUGGUGUGUUACCGGAACUCCACUUGUCAGAACCGUCGCAGACAUGAGCCCAUUGUUUUCAUUUCUUGGAUUAUUUCCAUUCAACAAUGCUGAUUUCUUCUCUCAUUAUGUUCAUCCACAAUACCUCAGCUUUGCUCUUGAACUCCAAAAUCGAGAGCAGCAGUUAGAUGAACAGAAUCUUCCGCACAUACUUCUUCUGGAGAUCCUUGCUCGGAUUAUGAGCAGAAAAACGAAGAAAGAUGUUGAUCUACAAAUAAAUCUUCCGGAAUUGACAGAAAUUGAGAAAAAGAUUCGCUUCAGUGAAGUCGAAGAGCGACAAUAUAAAGAAGAGAAAGAACGUUUAAGAUUUGUAGUUGAGAAAGCAAUAGGAAAAGCGAUUGAUUCUGCCCACUUGGCAGACCUCUCAUGUCGGGAUAAAGUGCUACAGGAACUCCGAACUCUUCGGGAAACUGUUCUCACAGGGCAGAACAAUUCAUCUGAUUUAGGAAGUGCUGGAUUCGUUUAUGCACCCGAAACUGUGAUUUUUCGAUUAGUUAGAAACAAAAAGAUAGGAAUUGAGAAUCACGUCAGAACAUACAUGAACCAUGCUUUGGGCUUGGCUGGAGCACAGCAUUUGAUGCUUGAUCCUGUGAAUGCUCUUUCUGUGUAUGAACACUGUCUUUCUAAAUUUGCGGAAGUUGUUAGCUCAACGUGUAUGGAGGAUCAAAUCGGACCAGAAGUUAUGUUACAACUCAAAGCAAUCACUUCUUUCUCGGAUUCUCCACGUUCAAAUUUAUUUGAUGGGGACGAUGAGGUUGAUGAAGCAAAUUUGAUCGAUGAGAAGGACACGGACAAUAAAGACGAGUUGGAUAGAAUUCGGAAGAUUGCGGGAAUUGUGAGGAAUGUGAAACAAACUCUCCAUAAAUAUACGAAGAAAGUGUCGAAUCCGUCUACUUCCACUGGCAACGUAGAGAAUCAUGAAGAAAAACACAAAGAACUCACAAAUGAUUCUGAUGAUCUUCCUGGACCUUCAGAAGCUAAGAGAGCACGUUUUGACAAUGAAACCGAAAAUUCUGAUGAGAAAGACAUCGAGAUGAGUCAAGAAGCUUUGGAACCAAGUUCAAUGGAAAAAUCAGCAGAAGAAGCGAACGAUGAAUAUGAAGAACAUCAGCGACGAAAGCAUGCGAAUAAAAUGGCUCUGACAGCUCUUAAACCGAUCAGAAUGGAUGCAACACAAGAGUUUCACAUGUUUGUCAACAUGCGGAAAAUUCAAAAUUCCCUCGGAGUCCCAGAAGAAAACCGAAUUCCGUUAUCACGGGUUGAAAUGGCUGCAAAUCGUUGCAUCAAACUAGAGAAACAAGCUGCUGAAACGAUUAGUAACGUUCUUAACGAAUUGACAGAUAUCUGGGCGAAUGACGAUAAAAAUAUGAUUCAUCAAAUUCGUGAAUUUUUCGAAAUGAUGCGUGCUCAUUGUGCGAUUCGAAAAGAUACUGAAGCAAUGUAUGAACGUGGAACAGAAGUCCGAGAGGAGAUCAAAAAGGACCAUUUCCCGAAUCUUCCUUAUGUCGCUCUGUAUGACACUAACAAACUGAAACCGAACAAGAUUAAGCAUAACACGAAAAGAUGCAUGGGUAGAUGUUCGAAAUUUUACUUGGAAUGCGAAAUGUUCAUUGGACAACCAUGUUUGAAGUUGUCCGAUAUAAUCAAUAAAACAAUGAAUCAAAUUGUGAUAAUUGAUGAUCGGAGAAAAACCGAGGAUGUGAAGCUGAAAAGUUGUAUUCAAAUCGUGAUGGAAAUGAGUGACCCGAAUCUGCUUCUUGACUUGAUUGAAAAAAAAGAAGAAACGAAAACAGCAAAAGAAAAACGAAUGCUUGAAAUACUCUCAUGUGAACACAAAUUGAUAAAAGGAACACGAGAACAACAGGGACAUGUUCAGCAAUACUAUGACACUGAUCAUCCUUGCGAAAUUUGCGAUACGUGGUGCAAGUUGUCAUUGUUCUUCUUCGAUUCCGGAUUUUCAUCAUAUCAUGGGGAGAUUCGUCCGAAAUCAGGAGUUUAUGAGUUUGCCACGUUAUUGGUGAACAACUAUUCUCCGGGAAGGAAAGAAGCUCAGAUGUUUUCAAAACAUUACCUUCGUCCAUUCUUUGAGCGUAUUCAUGAUAUGUUGAAGACACUCCAAAAUACUACGGGAAUCUUUAUUGAACUUGUUGAUCGUUACAAAGAACUUUCUCAAGCUCAAACUCUUCUCACUGAUAAUCAAAUAUGUGCUUGGUUAGGUGAUCAAGAUGCAAUGGAAAUUCCAAUGGAAAUGAAACGGGAGCAAUACGCAGCGAGUCAUUCGGCUAAUCGUAAUGAUUCUCUACAAGCUAUUCAAAAAGAUGUCAAAGAACUACGGUAUUUGACGAAUCUAGUGAAAAAGCAGUUUUCAGACGAAAACGAUGAAUUUGAGGAAUGCCCUAUCUGCCAAUCUCUCAUAAACUCUUUCAUGGUUUUCACAUGCGGUCAUCGAAUUUGUCCAGAAUGUUUCGAUAGACUAAAAGUUAUCAGUCGACAUGAGCCACAUGGUUACGGAUGGACGACGGAUUCAAUACAAUGUCCAUCCUGUCGGAUCAGAAAUAGGAGCCAGCAAAUUAUGUUGGCACGAAGUGGAUAUGCCGAGAGAGAUUCUAUUAUUCCUGGUGUUGUCUUAUCGGCGAAGUUGUCCGCUGCAAUUCAGAUAAUGCGAGAAAUAUUGGAUACUGACAGUUCAAAUAAAAUAAUCGUGUUUACAAGUGUCGAGCCAUCAUCCACAACUGUCUGGAACUAUCUUCAAAAAAUAUUCAAAUUGGCAAAGCUACCGUUCUCUGCAACUUCGCGUUACAACUGUGGAAAGAAAAUUGUCGAUUUCGAAGUUUCUGAGGACGUGAAGAUCCUAUUAUGCUCUUUAUCACUUUGUGCAAAUGGUCUCAAUAUGACUGGUGCUAAUCAUAUCAUUUUCUUGGACCCACCACACCUUCAAUCAGUUCUCAAUCAAGCUAUUGGCCGUAUCAAUCGUUUCGGACAGAAACGAGCAAUGCGUGUCAUUCAUUUGGUUGUAGAAGGAAGUUUGGAUUCUGAACUGAGAGAAAUCGCAAAAAAUACAUAUCGUCAAGAAGAUGAAAAAAAAGGGUGGACAAUUGGUGAUAUUCGUGCUAUGUUUAAUAUAGACCGCGACUAA
This is a messenger RNA of Caenorhabditis remanei, 4851 nucleotides long. RefSeq lists its product as uncharacterized. The transcript has 22 exons. Gene Ontology annotation, molecular function: ATP binding; ATP-dependent chromatin remodeler activity; ubiquitin protein ligase activity. Lineage: Eukaryota; Metazoa; Nematoda; Chromadorea; Rhabditida; Rhabditidae. Gene Ontology annotation, biological process: protein polyubiquitination; DNA damage response. Bases 1 to 4851 code for a protein of 1616 amino acids. The record is from RefSeq and is a predicted model, not a curated record. Gene Ontology annotation, cellular component: nucleus.